This is a messenger RNA of Drechmeria coniospora, 1878 nucleotides long. RefSeq lists its product as uncharacterized. Bases 1 to 1878 code for a protein of 625 amino acids. The record is from RefSeq and is a predicted model, not a curated record. Lineage: Eukaryota; Fungi; Ascomycota; Sordariomycetes; Hypocreales; Ophiocordycipitaceae. The transcript has 3 exons.
AUGGAUGCCCUCGACGGUAUUCUUUUGGUUCCCCCAGACCGAAGCCACAUCCUCGGUCGAGCAUCUUGGAAGCCUCGUUAUGUCGUCGUCAGCAGGCGUCAUGGCAACGCCAACGCCCGAGAUCGCAAGGGCAGUUCCUGCCUGCCCCCCAACGUCACCGCCGAUCGCCUCAGCGGCUCCAACUCGCACGUCCUCGCCAGCGACCCGACCGUGGCCGACUACUGCAUCAGCCUCUACAAAACCAAGGCAUGGCAGCCCGACGAUAGCGAUCCCGUUCAACAGUGGUCCACCCAUUGUGUAACCGACUGCCGGAUUCAGCUGGUUACCAAUCGCAAGCAAGAGCCUGUGCUGCCGACUCUCGUCAUCACCAUAUCUGACAAGGAUCGCCGUCGGAGGUCGAGCCGCGCCGCCGGCUUUAUUUCCAGCAACAAGGAGUGUCGGACCACGACCUUGUGGUUCCGGACCAGGCCAGAAGAACAACAUCCGAUUCCAAGUCUGCACGAUUGGGAGCGCUUCAUCUUGUCCAAAAGGGGAAUCACACAAUCCCAGAGCGCCGUCUCGCCCACCUUCACAAGUCCCUUUUCGCCCCGAUCCCGAGACAGCUCCGGCCAUGCUACCCUGCCCAGCAGCGGGAACAUAUCCUCCCAGUACAAAGCUUCGACGGCAAGCUACCCAACGGGUCCUCAUGAUUUUCCUCCCACUUUCGCCCCGGAGUCCCUAAGCUUGAGGUCGAAGCGAAGCGACAUCUCAUCUCCGUCGAGCAGCAUGAGCCACACCCAGCAAAAGGCUUCUCUCGCAGUCGCUGAACAACACUACACCACUGUGUUCCCUACAGACCUCGGGCCUGCAAAUCUCCCUGGGGACUACCCGGGAGAGUUUGUUGAAGGCCCGAACUCGGCCCAACGGAGAUCCUCCAUCAUGAGUCCACGAACCCGUGGUCGAGCCAGUGUCAGCUCUCAAGCCCAACCAGCUGCCAUGUACGAUGCUUCCCACCCCCCGGCUCCCGGAGAGACGAUUCUUGACCGGGCUUUCCAACUGGGACACAUUCCCGGAGCGGAAAUGUAUGUCCCCGGCCAGGAGAAGCUUAGCUCCAUCGCCAGGUUUGAUGCUCUCAUGCGGGAGGCGGAACAGAGACGACAGCGGAAGGAAGCAGCCGCCAAGGCGGCCCAAUUGCCUACGCGUAGCGCUUUUGACGAUGAUGACAGCUCGGAUGAUGAGUAUUCAGAUGCUACGGGCUCUGAUACCGACGGUCGCCCACAGGCAGCGGGCCGUCAUCCACACGCACCCCUGAUUUCAGCAGAAGCUCAACGGGCCUUGGCUUACAUCGCCGGUCGACAUGACGGAGGCCGCAGCUCGGUUUCCCAUCGUCCUGCCAUGUCCCGCGCCCAGCUCAGCUUCCACACCAGCAUGCUGCCGGCCUCGGUCAUCUCUACGAUGCCGGCACCGCGUCCCCACACCUCUCAUGCCAAGUUCCAGCCAAAGACUGGCCGCUCCCAGAGCACACCCCACCUGACCCCGAUCGUUGUUGCAACGACCAAUCUGGACCAGUCUGCGUCAGUUUCCAAAGGAAUAUCAGCAGCGAUGCCUCCUCCAAGCCAUCUACAUGGCGCGGAAAAGCGCCUCUCCAGUUCGAGCUCCAAAAGGUUGAGUUUCACCGAGUUUACCAAGAGGCUGUCCAGCAGCAGCAGCCUACUGCUCGUUCAGACAAAUUCCAACGCAGGUAGUAACGAAGCCGAGGUUCAGCCUUCGUCCGUCCCUCGGUCGACCUUGGCCCUUCGCGGCGCCUCCGGUACCGGACCCCCGCCACCCAGAAUCCAUGAACUGGACAGGAGGUGUGUUUGGCGCGGCGUCGUCGGGACCGAGGGCGGUUUCUUAUAG